CUUUGUGAGGCUAUCAACGCCAAGACAUCUUAACCUGUAGCUGGAAAAAGCAGCCCAUCCCGCUGCAAAAAUCCAGUCUGAUUCUGGUGCAGCCUUGGGCAAGUCACAUGCAGGAAAUCUAGUUGUGAGCCCAUAGAAGAUACCUAGUGGCUUUCUGCAAAGAAUAAUUGGGACAAAGAGGAAAUUCAAAGACUUAUCUCAAAAUGAAGGAACUAAAUGAAUCCUGACAUAAUUUAUUUUUCACACACGUCUGAAUUGGACACAUUUUUACCAUUGAAAUGUCCCCUGUUCCAUGUUCAGGUAUUCUCAAAGCAAGUUUCUGGUGUAAGAAUAGAACGCUUAGAAUCCCUCUGUGAAGUUUUCUUUCUUUUCCUUUAAUUUCAAAUUGCAUUCUCUACAGUUAAGCAUUUGGAAAUGCUGCAAGAUACUCUGGAAUAGAAUUCCCAUCUUUAUAGAAAGGUAGAUGUUUACUAGUCUUACAUAAUCCCAAUUGCUUUGUACCACUGAAUGAAACAUUCUAGAUCAUGUUUUCUGGCUCUGAAGGGAAAUGGCACAGCACAGUUUACAUCCCUCUCUUCCUCUUGCAGAAAGGAUGGUCAUUAAUGUCAUCUGCCAGUGACAAAUCCUUGCCUGGGUUAUCCCCUGACUUAGGGAAAUACCAGUUUUCACAGACCAAAACUAUCAUAGGGCAGGUGUUCACAGUGGGUGGCUUGAGCUAUUCCCUUUUUGUUUACUAGUGUCGAAGUAGCCCAAGGAGCUGAACUAGAUUUGCUUACAUCCUGGGAUGUAAUUUGUUUAAUCAUGUGUGGAAACUGCCACAGUAUGUAAUAGGCCUGGUUUAGUGAAGUCAAAGUGCUGGUGUAGUUGUGAUGCUGGAGGAGGCACUUGGCUGUUACACUACUGGGUUUCAUAGGUAUAAUUGACUUGAAGGCAUUUCCUGAUGUAAUUAAUCUGUGUUUUCUCUAAGAAAAUCACUGAAUGUUCUAUUUUGAAACUAGAGUUAAUAAAGUUAGAAUUGCUUCAACUUCUGUGAACGAAUUUGUUGGAAAUGUUGGCAAAAGAAAAGAUUUGCAUCUUAAAGCAUUGUAGACUCAUUAAAAUUCUUCUCAUGGAUAAUUGAAGAAAACUGAAUUAAAAGGAAAGUUUAAGCAGCUCACAAGCACUGCGACAUUUCAAGCAUGUUAAAAUCAGAAAGAAACAGCUUUUGUAGCUGUAGUCUCCUCCUCCUGUAUUGCGUGUUGGCUUUUCUUAACAAAUAACCAGUUACUGUUGGUUUCUUCAGUUGUCCAAGUAGCUUAUUUAUGCCUGACCCGCACAGUUCCUGACCAUUUUUGUGACCAGCUUUAGAGGGCUUGCCAGCAUGCCUAACAGUGGAGAGCCUCUUAUGAAAACAUCACAAGAUGAAAAUGCACAGAAUGUUUCACAAAGCUUUGAAAAUGGAACCUUUACAGAUGCACAGACUGUCCGCAGAGACUCACUGCUUCAUUUGGAGGAAACCCAAGAUGAAGGCAUAGAGCCAACAGAGUCUCUGUGGACUUCCCUAGCUGAUGGCAGAGUCAGGCUGAGGAUAGAUAACUCAUGUCCUCAGACUCCCAUAACCGUUCAUCAGAUGUUCAAGGACAGCCUAGAAAAGUAUGGAUCUCUUAAUGCUCUGGCCAGCAAAAAGAAUGGGAAGUGGGAGAAGAUAACUUUUUCAGAGUAUUACUGCCUCUCCAGGAAAGCAGCCAAAGGCUUUUUGAAGCUUGGUCUUGAACGAUUCCACAGUGUAGCAAUCCUUGGAUUUAAUUCUCCAGAAUGGUUCAUCUCAGCUGUUGGAGCUGUAUUUGCUGGAGGAAUUGUCACAGGGAUAUACACAACCAAUUCUCCAGAGGCCUGUCACUACAUUGCUCAUGACAGCAAAACCAAUAUCAUGGUUGUGGAAAAUCGGAAGCAACUGGACAAGAUAAUUCAGAUCUGGAAUCGCUUGCCACACUUGAAAGCUGUUGUGCUGUAUAAGGACUCCAUUCCAAAGAGAUAUCCAAAUUUGUAUACGAUGGAAGAGUUUCUGGCGUUGGGAGAUGAUGUGUCCGAUACUACUUUGGAUGAUAUAAUUAAUUCUCAAGAGCCAAAUCAGUGCUGUGUGCUAAUAUACACAUCCGGAACAACUGGGAAGCCAAAAGGAGCCAUGCUGAGUCAUGACAAUAUAACUUGGACAUCAGCACACUGCAGCAGAGCAGGAGAAAUGCAACCUGCAGAGGUCCAACAGGAGUCUAUCGUCAGUUAUCUCCCACUCAGCCACAUAGCUGCGCAGAUAUAUGACCUGUGGACUGGAAUCAAAUGGGGAGAGCAAGUUUACUUUGCUGAGCCAGAUGCUCUGAAGGGCAGCUUGGUCAACACACUGAAAGAAGUGCAGCCAACAUCUCACAUGGGAGUUCCCAGAGUAUGGGAGAAAAUCAUGGAGAAAUUAAAGGAUGCUUCUGCUCAGUCAGGAUUUAUGAAGAAGAAAAUGCUGUCAUGGGCUAUGUCACUUAGCUUAGAGAGAAACAUAAGCUGCUCAAGCAGCAGUGAUUUAAAGCAGUUCUGGAUGAGGUUAGCAGACUACUUUGUGCUUUCAAAAGUACGCAAUGCGCUGGGGUUUUCGUCCUGUCAGAAGCACUUUUCUGGUGCUGCUCCUCUCAAUACAGAAACACUCUAUUUCUUCUUGGGUUUGAAUAUCACCCUGUAUGAGGCCUAUGGUAUGAGUGAGACCACAGGGCCACAUUGCCUAUCUGGGCCAACCAAUUACAGGCAGCACAGCUGUGGGAAACCAGCACCUGGCUGCAGGGUGAAAUUGGUGGACAAAGAUGCAGAAGGCAAUGGAGAAAUCUGUUUCUGGGGAAGGACUGUUUUCAUGGGUUAUUUAAAUAUGGAAGACAAAACAAAAGAAGCCUUUGAUGAGGAUGGGUGGCUGCAUUCUGGAGAUUUAGGAAAACUGGACAAGGAUGGCUUUCUCUAUGUAACUGGAAGAAUUAAAGAUUUGAUAAUUACAGCUGGAGGUGAAAAUGUGCCUCCAAUUCCAAUUGAAGAUGCUGUUAAGAAAGAACUCCCAAUUGUUAGCAAUGCUAUGGUCAUUGGAGAUAAAAAGAAGUUUUUGUCAAUGUUGCUGACUCUAAAGACCGUGCUGGACCCAGAUACAUCUGAGCCCACUGACAUUCUCACUGAGCAAGCUAGAGACUUCUGCCAGAAGACUGGUAGUAAAGCCACUAAAGUGUCAGAGAUUGUAGUCACAAGAGACCAGGCAAUCUACCAAGCCAUUCAGGAGGGAAUCGACAAAGUCAACAUGAACGCCACUAAUCGGGUUCAUUGUAUCCAAAAAUGGAUAGUCCUGCCAAGAGAUUUUUCCAUUUCUGGGGGAGAACUAGGUCCAACGAUGAAGCUGAAACGGCUCGCCGUGCUAGAGAAAUACAGAACUGAAGUGGACUCCUUCUAUGAAGAAUGAGCAGUAUUUUCAUCCAAGCAUUAAGAAAGAU
Messenger RNA from Pezoporus flaviventris, 3488 nucleotides. It is a transcript of the gene ACSBG1, whose product is annotated as acyl-CoA synthetase bubblegum family member 1. Lineage: Eukaryota; Metazoa; Chordata; Aves; Psittaciformes; Psittacidae. The transcript has 15 exons. The record is from RefSeq and is a predicted model, not a curated record. Gene Ontology annotation, cellular component: endoplasmic reticulum; membrane. The coding region runs from base 1361 to 3457 and encodes 698 amino acids. Gene Ontology annotation, molecular function: long-chain fatty acid-CoA ligase activity.